AUGUGCACCCGUAUUCUGGGCGCAGGAGUGGUGCACCCAGAAUCUUCCUAUCGCUUGUAUUGGAAGGGGAGCUACUGCGCAUAUGGAAAAGAUGGAGGAGGAGCAGGAGGAGGAGAAGGAGGAGGAGGAGGAGGAGCAGAAGGAGGAGGAGGAGGAAAAAAAAAAACAGGCGGAGGGAAGAAAGGAGCAACGGAUUGGACGAAGAGACUAAAGGAGGGUGACUUCCCCUGGGAUGAGAAGGAUUUCCGAUACUUUGUGUUGACUGUGACCGGAGUCGUCCCGCUUCUACUCUACCUGUACUUCAGAGACAACAGCAGAGAGAUCACCUGGAAAGACUUUGUCCAACGCUACCUGGCCCAAGGCUGGGUGGAACGACUGGAGGUCGUCAACAAGCAGUUUGUCAGAGUUAACCUGGUGCCGGAAGCGGGAGUGGAAGCAGAAGCCAGUAUUGUCUGGUUCAACAUUGGCAGCGUGGAUACGUUUGAGAGGAAUCUCGAGGCUGCGUGCGUUGAGCAGAACCUGGAGCCAUCUCAGCAACCUGCCGUUGUCUACAGCUCUGAGAGCGACGGGUCCUUACUGAUGAAUGUAAUCCCCACCCUGCUGCUCAUUAGCUUCCUGAUCUUCUCGGUGCGGCGAGGCAUGACGGGAGGUGCUGCCAGCCGUUCACGAAACCCCUUCAGAAUGGGUGAGUCCACAGCCAAGAUAAUGGAGAACAUUGAGGUGAAGUUCAAGGACGUGGCCGGCUGUGAAGAGGCCAAGCUGGAGAUCCUGGAAUUUGUCAACUUCCUGAAGCACCCACAGCAGUACCAGGACCUCGGAGCUAAGAUCCCUAAGGGCGCGGUGCUGUCUGGACCUCCUGGAACAGGGAAGACGCUGCUGGCCAAAGCCACGGCAGGAGAGGCCAACGUUCCCUUUAUCACGGUGAAUGGCUCCGAGUUCCUGGAGAUGUUUGUGGGAGUGGGACCUGCCAGGGUGAGGGACAUGUUUACCAUGGCGAAGAAGAACGCGCCCUGCAUCCUGUUUAUCGAUGAGAUUGAUGCUGUGGGCAGAAAGAGGGGAGGGAGCAACUUUGGAGGUCAGAGCGAACAGGAGAACACCUUGAACCAGCUGCUGGUAGAGAUGGAUGGUUUUAACACGGCUACUAAUGUGGUGGUCCUGGCUGGAACCAACAGGCCCGACGUCUUGGAUCCAGCUUUGAUGAGACCCGGACGCUUUGACCGGCAGAUUUACAUCGGUCCUCCAGACAUCAAAGGCAGGGCUUCGAUUUUUAAAGUCCACCUUCGGCCGAUCAAACUGGAUUCCUCUAUGGACAAGGAAGCUCUGGCCAGGAAAAUGGCUGCUGCCACGCCCGGAUUCACUGGUGCUGACAUUGCAAACGUCUGCAACGAGGCGGCUCUGAUUGCUGCCAGACACCUGAGUCCUGCCGUCAACGCCAAGCACUUUGAGCAAGCAAUCGACCGGGUCAUCGGAGGUCUGGAAAAGAAGACUCGGGUCCUGCAGCCCACAGAAAAGAAGACCGUAGCGUACCACGAGGCUGGUCAUGCUGUUGUUGGUUGGUUCCUGCAACAUGCCGAUCCUCUGCUCAAGGUGUCGAUCAUCCCGCGGGGAAAGGGUCUGGGCUUCGCUCAGUACUUGCCCAGGGAGCAGUACCUCUACACCAAAGAGCAGCUGUUUGACAGAAUGUGCAUGAUGUUGGGAGGACGGGUGGCUGAGGAGGUGUUCUUCAGUCGCAUCACCACCGGAGCGCAAGAUGACCUGAAGAAGGUCACACAGUCUGCCUACGCUCAGGUGGUGCAGUUUGGAAUGAGUGACAAAGUGGGCCAGAUUUCGUUUGACCUGCCUCGACAGGGUGACGUGGUCAUGGAGAAGCCGUACAGCGAGGCGACGGCCGAGCUGAUCGACGAGGAGGUCCGAAGGCUGGUGGAGCAAGCGUAUGAGCGCACCCUGCAGCUCGUCAAAGACAAGAAGGACAUGGUGGAGAUGGUGGGAAAACGUCUGCUGGAGAAGGAAGUGCUGGACAAGGCUGACAUGGUGGAGAUCCUCGGCCAGCGGCCGUUCCUGGAGAAGUCGACGUACGAGGAGUUUGUGGAGGGAACGGGGAGCUUGGAGGAGGAUACCAGCCUCCCAGAAGGUCUUAAAGACUGGAACAAGGACAGAGAGGAGGCUGAGGAAACGAGUCCGACUCCAGAGAAAGUGUAGAGCCUGGAACACUCGGACAAAAGACCGAUUCAGAAAACGUUCCUGAAGCUGCACACGACGUUUUGAAGCCGAGCAAGCAGCAGCUGGUUGGAAUAUUCCUGAACUGAGUCAGAGUACACAUGAACUGUGGAAACACUGAUGCUUCUUUUUAUGUGUUUUAAUAAAGGAGUCCUCGCUGACGUCUGUCCUGAUAACACGGAGGGAAAGAUUCUCCUCAGAAUUUCUUCUGCUUCCAAUAUUUUUCUAAACGAACUGAUUCAGAUUCCUGAAGGAGAAACGUUCACCUGUUCUACUCAAGCGAAGAGCGUUCAGAUUGAUUUUUUUUUUAAUGUUUUGGUGCUGUAAAUUGCAGUCGUGUACAUUUUGUGUGAAGCAGCUGCUCCAAACCAAAACCUCAUUAAAGAUCUGCAUUUGU
Messenger RNA from Nematolebias whitei (Rio pearlfish), 2614 nucleotides. RefSeq names its product AFG3-like AAA ATPase 1 (gene afg3l1). Gene Ontology annotation, biological process: protein-containing complex assembly; mitochondrial protein processing. Lineage: Eukaryota; Metazoa; Chordata; Actinopteri; Cyprinodontiformes; Rivulidae. The record is from RefSeq and is a predicted model, not a curated record. Gene Ontology annotation, cellular component: membrane; m-AAA complex. Bases 1 to 2199 code for a protein of 732 amino acids. Gene Ontology annotation, molecular function: ATP hydrolysis activity; zinc ion binding; metalloendopeptidase activity. The transcript has 15 exons.